Molecule: messenger RNA, 1293 nt
Organism: Oryza sativa Japonica Group (Japanese rice)
Lineage: Eukaryota; Viridiplantae; Streptophyta; Magnoliopsida; Poales; Poaceae
Product: vegetative cell wall protein gp1
Source: RefSeq, a predicted model, not a curated record
UAGGCAUAGCCCUCCACAGUGCACACAGAGUAUAGCAGUAACCAAUUAAUCAACCUAGCUUAAUUACAUAGACGAGCUAGCUUAGCACACAUGGCGUCUUCAACCUCGAGCUCGCUCGCCGUGGCAACAAUGGUGGCCGUCGUCCUCCUCCUGGGUGCCACCACCCAGGCGGCGCGCCUCCUCGACGAACUCGUCCCCGGCAUUCCGAUGCCGACGAUCCCCGGUGUACCGGCGGUCGGCCCCACCAUCCCGGCCAUCCCGACGAUCCCCGGCGUUCCGGCGGUCGGCCCCACCAUCCCGACCAUCCCCACCGUUCCGACGAUCCCCGGAGUUCCGGCGGUCGGUCCCACCAUCCCGGCCAUCCCGACGAUCCCCGGCGUGCCGGCGGUCGGCCCCACCAUCCCGACCAUCCCGACCAUCCCGACGAUCCCCGGCGUGCCGGCGGUCGGUUCCACCAUUCCGACCAUCCCGACGAUCCCCGGCGUGCCGGCGGUCGGCCCGACUAUCCCGACCAUCCCCGGCGUGCCGACGAUCCCGACGGUGCCGGGAGUGCCGGAGCUGCCGGUAAAUCCCGGAGGCGUGGUGCCGACGAUCCCGAAGGUGCCAUUGCCGCCGGUGAAUCCCGGAGCCGUCGUGCCCGCCGUGCCAGCUCUGCCGGUGCCGCCGAUCCCCGGAGCCGCGGGGGGUGUCGUGCCGACCCUGCCGGUGCCGCCGUUGCCCGCCGUGCCGGGAGUCCCGCUGCCGGAGGUGCCCGGCGUCCCUCUGCCGCCGGUGCCGUCCGUCGUCCCGCCCGUGCCUUAGGUCAACUCCGGCGAGCCCCGUGCCGUCGUUAAUUAAUUACUCCGGCCAGCUGACGUGUACGUGGCAUUGACCGUGUGCGCCAUGCAUUGGCCGCCGGCGCCGGCAGCCAUCUACAGAUUAAUUACGUACGUGUGUUAAGUAGUAAGUACUUCCUCCGUUUCACAAUAUAAAUCAUUCUAGCAUUUUUCAUAUUCAUAUUGAUGUUAAAGAAUCUAGAUAAAUAUAUAUGUGGGAAAUGCUAAAAUGACUUACAUUGUAAAACAGAGAGAGUACAAAUUAAGAUGACUUGCAUGUACGUUGUUACGUCAAGUUGGUAUAGUAUUUGUGUAAUGAACGUGUGUGUGUGCAGACCAGGUGCAGUAUGUGUUUGUGGCGAGUGGCGACAAAUGCGUCACGCUCUGUAUACGUACGUGUGCAAAAGCUUAACGUGUUGCUUAAAUUAUACGUGUCAUGUUAACAAAUAUAUAUUUCUAUCACCGUUUUAAUUGUGUA